GUGUGCUACACUAACCUACAAGCUGUGGUUGUCAUAGAACUCAACCGACUCGAGUACAUAUUGAGCAAACAAACUUUACGAAAAUUCCGAUACACAAACGCUGGCAGUUUCGUUGGGUAUUUUUUGUUGCAACCGCAGUCGUAGUUAUGUCCGUACGUGACCAUCAGUAUGGAUCCACGGUGCGCCACACUAUUGUGGCCAGGUCCAACCGGCCGGUGAUCAACCGGAUGCUCCGCUCCGCCCGUCUGGACUCCACGGUGGGUCAGAAUGCGGCCAAGCCGGUCAAGGAGAAGAGGACGGAGACAAAGCUGCAGCUCAUGCAGAAGGAGCGAUCCUCGAGCAGCGGGAUGAGUGGCUUCUCCAAGCUGUCCUCCCGCGGCGGCUUGGAGGGCAAGGACUACUGGAACGCGGCCAUCGAGGACGUGGAGUUCGCCGCCGCCUGUCGCUUCCAGCCGCGGAUUCCCGUCAUCGACUACUCACUGGUGCUGCCACAGAGACUUCGGGAAAGGGUCAAGCGGAUCCAGAACUACGACUACUCAAAGUCCGAUGAUGACAUCUACAUCCGCGACGAGAUGCAGGAGGUGAGGCCAGAGGACUACAUGAGUGCCAGCAGCUCUGAAAAAACCGAUGAGGAGGAGGACACUGUGCACCUUGAUAUCCGUCGAAAGAAGGUGGAGGAGUACUUCAACGAGAGCGAACACUCGGACAUUGUGCGCAUGGAGCACGAGUUUGAGAAGUUCGAUCUUAAACUGGACGAGCCCGUGGGUCACACCCAUCGGUCCGUGGACAAGACCAGCUGGUACGCCAAGUUCCUCUGUGCUCCGCGGGACAAGAGGGUCUGCUGGCAAAGCCGAGUCGAGCAUCCCGGCCAGAAUUACUCCAUGGUAACACUAGAUGAGCAGGCUGAGAACCUCAUGGAUGCGUCUGCUGAACGUUUUGUGGAGUGGCUCAACUCCUUUGGCACUUUGGAAAGCAACCUGACUCCAGAGAAGGUCAAGAACCUAUUUUCCAUCAAGGGAGACCGCACUUUGCUGGCCUCCGUUAAAACAGAUCCCAAGGAGGUCAAUGCCAUAGCUCAAACUGUGGCCGAUAAAUGGAAUAAGCCACAUAUGGCCAUUGAGCUGAAGUACGAGAAGCACAUCAACGAUCACGCCUCCCGAGUGAACCAGAAACCCCUGCUAAGUGCAUUUGGUCGCACUGUGCCGCUGAAGGAUCGUCCUUGGUUGAAGAGAUCGGGCGACACUGCCAUUAAAACCGUUUAUCCAGAGGAGCUGCUGACCCGCGAGAAGAUCUUCAAGGGAAUCACCCACCUGCGCAGCACCACUGCCCUCAUCGAUUUCUAUCUGAACCACCCGGAACUGGAGCGACCGCAAUAUCUUUUGCAGAGCGGCGACUUCGAGGUGUCCAGUGCCAGUGUUUCUGAGGUCGAGGUGCCGCUCUACGAACUGCUUGGAUUGCGUUACUAGCGCUGUUUCGUAAAAGUGUAUCCUUAAAAUUGCCAGUUGACCGAACGCCAAUGCAAAACAGAUUUAUAUUUGAAAAAAUAAGUACAAAUCUCUCAUAAAAAUUGUAUAUUUUUGAGCAUUA
Drosophila ficusphila is the source of this 1587-nucleotide messenger RNA. RefSeq lists its product as uncharacterized. The transcript has 4 exons. The coding region runs from base 147 to 1466 and encodes 439 amino acids. The record is from RefSeq and is a predicted model, not a curated record. Lineage: Eukaryota; Metazoa; Arthropoda; Insecta; Diptera; Drosophilidae.